Sungouiella intermedia is the source of this 2358-nucleotide messenger RNA. NCBI's taxonomy places the organism in Eukaryota, Fungi, Ascomycota, Pichiomycetes, Serinales, Metschnikowiaceae. The record is from the annotation of a GenBank genome assembly.
AUGCCGCCACGUAUGAGGCGUCGUAUCACGACGGCCAAGCGAGAAGAGAUCGAGAAAGAACAGAAACUCCUAGAUAGCACCAUUGUGCGUCCGUUCGAAACGCUCGAAGGACUCCCAAUAUCAUAUAAUCCACCUAAUGGACAGUACGAAGACAUGUUGAAGAAUCCGCUCACCAUUAAGGAUUCUGCUGUUUUGUAUGAGUCACUCAUCAGAUCUCGGAAUACUUAUGUUCAGCAUGCACCUAUGUUCAAAUUAUAUUGGGUGAAACAAACGGCAUAUGCUAAAAAGCUAGCUGACAUGGAGAAAGACAAAGAGACCACCCGCGAGCGGGAAACACGCCGUCGUUUUGCAAAAGCCACCGCCAACUCUCUAGAAUCCAAGACCCGAACACCGGUGUUGAGCACAGACGUGAACGCUCGAGACGUCAUGUCGAAGUUAUGUGAAUCUUCCCUAAGUAUUGGUCCACAUGAGAUGGAGAUCCGGAUCUUUAUUGCGAAGGAUGCGAGAUCGGAGAAAUCCCGGGCAUUUGCAGAAAUUUCAAAGGUUUCAGAAUACCAGGCGCCAUCUCCUGUAAUGAACCCUAUGGCUCCUUUGGGUCCAGGAAUGGCACCUAAUCCAGGAAUGACACCCAUGGCACCACCAGGGUCUAAUGCGCCUCCUGGAUCUAUGGCACCUGUGACUACCCCUGGAGCUCCUAGUGCCCCACAGCCACAUAGCUCUCUGAGUACCACUUCUACUGUACCCAGCCCAGCAACAGGAUCUACAACAGAGCCUACAUCCGGCCCUACAUCUGGGGCUGCAACACAGUCUCUUACAGCGCCAGUUCCUACAUCGACAGCACCAGCACAAGUACCAAAGCCAGUGGAUCAAUCUCCAGUGCCAGCAUUAUCAUCUACAAUUCCAUCCAAACCUGAACCGCUUCUGGCUUCAAGUAAACUGCCUUCGACUGACAAAUCUGGACCAGAGACCCUGGAUAAGCAGUUAGAGAAACCAAAAGCAUCUGCUUCAAACACCAAUAAUGAUCAGGGCAAGGUUCCACCUGCAGCUCCUGCUCACUCACCAGUUCCAGCUGCUUCCAAUGGUCACGCAACAAUGGUAUCUCCUGCCCCUGGUUCUGUUCCUUCAGCUUCACCUGGUGCACCAGGCGUAUCCACUCUGGGUCCAGUUCCUGCUCUGGGUCCAGUUCCUCCUCCAGGUUCAGUUCCUGCUCCAGGUUCAGUUCCUGCUCCAGGUUCAGUUCCUGCUCCAGGUCCCCCGCCUCCGUCCACCAAUUUGCAAUCCAUUGAUAAUCUAAUCAUGAUUUCCAACUUAAAUGCCAUAGCCAAAAUUGAUCUUUCCCUAAACGAUCUUAUGAAAGUGGUUGCUCUGGGAAGCGCAUCUGAGGCUCAGAUUACUCUUUUUAAGAAGUAUAUUGAGAGGGCCAAACAGAUGGGCCCACAGCCUCAUCAUGCCGAUUUAUACUAUAGCAGAAAUCUUCCACUUCCGCCAAACUUUCCUCGGCCCAGAACUUACGUCGAGAGAAGGCCUCCAAAGCCAAAGAUUCCAAACCCUUUGAAGCUUACAGCUUUCCAGGAGAAAUACUUGCAUAAUGCAACAUUGGUAUUUGAGUUCCUCGAAAAUCCAAACGUUCGGUAUGUUAUUCCUAGGGACUCCAUUUGCGAAGUUAUGGAAGCCGAAAAUCCUCCGCAGGAUGAGGAGGACGAUGUUGAAUUUAAAGAUAUACUUUUGAGCCAUGUGUGGAUUCACAACAUCGAUGAGUACGAGGAAUAUGAAAGAAAGUUGGCAGAAUACAAUGCAGAGGUCAGGAAAAAGGAGGAGGAAGAGGCAAGAAAAAAUAAAGAAAAGGAGGAUGCAGAAAAGAAUGGUUCCGCUCUGGCUGUUCCUGCUGCCGCAGAAGAACGAAACCUCCGAACAAAGAAGAGGCCUCCUCCACCCAAAAAGAAAAAAGUGGUUGAAAUGCCUGAAGAACCACAAAUUAGGUACACAACGUUUUCUUUUACGCUUCGAAACAUCCCAUUGAGAUUCGUGCCCAUUGUCAUGAACAGUAUGAAGCCUCUUCCUCAAGUUCAGCAACGAAUGGCGCAUAUUCUCAAGAACGGAACUCGAGUGACCAGUUUCUACUUAUGGUAUCAAGUGGAUGCACAUCUUGAUGAAGGAAUUGCCGAGAACCUUAGAAAUGCGACCCUCCAGGAGGAAAAGAGAAUGCAAGGUAUCAUGGCUCAAGGAUCAGGGAUCGAAAUCAAGAAGAGAAAACCAAGAGAGUUCAAGAAUCCAAAGACUAAGCGCUCAAAGGAUGUCACUCCUAGCUACGCACCUGCGUCAAUGAUGCAGCCAGUUAAGCAGGAACUUACUAAUUAG